AUGUUGAAAUAUAUACGACAAGAAAUCGUAUAUCGGCGUCGUCAUCAUUGGGUUUCACUUUAUCGUCAACAAAAACGAUCGUCAUUUGAAUACAUGGGAAAGAAAACUAUGGAACGAAUUCGAGAUCAAUUUAGGGCCCAAAUUGCUUCGAUAGGCAAAAGAAAAUUGAAGCCGAUUCGUGAUGAGAGAAAAAUUUUACGUCCAUAUAAACAUAUGAUCACUUACGGAUAUCACAAAAAGUAUGAUAAAAUUUCAGCUGUUAGAAAUGUAAAUAAAUUUCAAUGGGGAGCCAACCUUCUAAAUGCACACUUAUAUUUUCCUGAGGCAGCCAUAGCUUCUGCUCGUUCCGUUACCUGUAAUAAUCAGAAGAUAUUACUUCGCUAUUGUAACCAACGUAUAUUUAUCUAUUCAAUGCCUGCCAAUCAUUGUAACAGACCAUCAAAUAAAUAUUUAAUUAAUAUAUUUUCAAGCCUAGAUAAUAUUGGACCAGGAUUAUUUGAUAAGCAGCGACCACCACUAUCACGACCACGACCACCAAAACCACGACCACCGCCACUACCACGACCACUGCCACCAGCGCCUCCGGGUCAAGCUACAAUAAAGUGGCCGAGAACGCAAACACAAAAACCAGAAACUCAAACUGCAGCUCUCGCUAAGUCUCAGCAUCAUAACUAUAUUCCAAGUCAAUUAGCACAGUCAGUGAACCAGAAUAAAAAGAAGUCUAAAGGACAACGAAAGAAAAAUUGCUAA
Molecule: messenger RNA, 750 nt
Organism: Rotaria sp. Silwood2
Lineage: Eukaryota; Metazoa; Rotifera; Eurotatoria; Philodinida; Philodinidae
Source: the annotation of a GenBank genome assembly